UUUCAGGUUUCUCCCUGACGUCUGCGAAAUGGCAGGAGACUUGGCAAAAUAAGAGAAAAAAAAGAAGAAGAGAUCUGGCAACUCUGCGAUUGCUAUGUCGUGCAGGAGUCGCGGGAGAUCGGCAAUACGACCGGCGCGAAUCUCUCUGACAGUUGAUAACGGAAUGACAGCCCGAUGAUGCCUGGCGACACGCCGGUCUGACCCAUCUCGCUCCGAGCUGCAGGCUGAACCAGAACAGAGAUGCAAGGCAUCUGCGAUAAUAUUCGCACAGCGAUCGAACACGGACGUACUGACAUUAUCAGGUCGCUCCUGGAUGCGUGUGAGAACGGUAAUGCCACAGAGGGUAUCACGAGAGACAAGAUAUUGAAUCAACCGGUUUUGGAGGAAGGAACUUUCUUGUUAUAUGCCUCAAAGACUAACCAAGCGGACAUUGUGAGAACUCUUCUGAAUUGUGGUGCUGAUCCAGCUGUGCAAAAUGCUGAUGGACAUAAUGCGAUAGAUGUUGCCUCGAGUGAUGCAAUACGACGUAUCUAUAUAGAGGAAAUGUUGACAGCAACAGCUGCUUCUGAAGUAGAUAGAGUAGUGCAGUUAUUGGAUGCAGGAUUGGAUGUUAAUUCAUGGGACUCGCAGGGCAGUAAGAACACACCGUUGCAUUGGGCAGCAUGUUAUGGAAACAAACACAUUAUCGCGUGUUUACUUGAUAAAGGAGCCGAUGUAAACGCCGAGAAUGGUUGUGGCGCUACGCCAUUACAUGAUGCAGUGAAUCGUGGUGACAUUGCUAUCUGUCAAGAACUAUUGCAGGCUGGUGCAAAUCCUCUUGUACGAGCUACCAAAGGAACAUUUGCGGGGAAAACGCCGUACGAAUUAUCUAGAAAGAAACAAUCUCUACAUUGUUUCCUUCAAAGAUUUAUAUCAAAUUUUAUGCUGAACGAGAACGAAACAAUACACAGUGCUACUAUGUCGUACCCAGAUACAAGCUAUUGCCAGAAGGGUCUCACGUGCAAUAUGAGCCAACUGUCAGUCGAAUCUAACAAGUCGUCGGAUCCAGCAUACGAUGUGCCUUCGCGUGACGCGGGCAAAGAGAGUCCUAGUAAAUCUAUUAUUGAUAAAGGAAGUAUUUAUAACUUGUUAUGGCCACAGCCAAAGACUAUAAACGAACUAAAAAAUUUUACGGCCCCAUUUAUCGCUGGAAAAGAGCUUCUUAUAUCAAUAAUACAGGGCAGUGAAUCUGUACAUAAAAUACUGGAUGUGUGGGAGAUCAGCAGGACUCAUCUGCUAGAAUUGGGUCAUGAUGUAAAGAUCGGCGAAGUGCAACCUAGUUGCGGCAAGUUGCUCAAUGAUAAUACAAUUGAAUGCAUUGUGAAUAGGAAUCUGUUUAACAUUGCUGAUAGUUAUCAAUUGCAUAUUACGCAUAACUCCAUAAAAGUAAGCGCUGGAAGUCUAGCGGGGCUGCAUUAUGCGGUCUGCACAUUCGUGCAAAUUCUGCGUCUGAGUAAGAAUCAGAGUAGGUCGGAAGUGUGCGAGAUAGAGCCUGUCUUCAUCAAAGACGAACCGAGAUUCACACAUCGCGGUAUACUGUUGGACAUCUCGCCUAGAGGACGCGUACCGACCUUGGAAUAUCUUUUACAUAUUAUUGAUCUACUCUCAUCGUUUAAGAUCUCGCAUUUGCACCUCUACUCCAGGCUCGUUCAAAAUUGCGACUGGCAGCUUUGUUAUUCCAAAUCCGAAAUGGUAACUCUGGACAGAUAUUGCAGAGAUCGUCAUUUGGACAUAGUUCCAACGUUGGACGUCGAUUCUAAUGUCAGCCAACAUCACCUGAUGCAAAUGUGGCCUAUCUUUCAAGACUUGCUCGCAGUAUUUCCUAGCUUAAAUUAUGUUCACGUAGGCCCUCGAUUAACCACUUUAUUAGUGCAAGCUGAUAGCUUUGAUUUGAAUGUGUCUGUCAACGAUACGCUUGAAACGGACAUGUCGGAAGUAUUCAAGUCUUACUCGUGCCUUCAAGAACUCUGGCAUAUCCUCAAUUUGAGCUCGAACACGACUCUACUUUUAUGUUCUAACAGUUUACAUUCCAAAUCCGAGUUUCACAAUAUUCCUACUAAUAUCAUAUUUGUCGAAUAUGGAUUUCAGGCUGAUUAUGAUUUCUCCGAAUGGACAGAGCCAUUUAGACUAGCUGGUGGUAAUGUAUUACCAAGUUCUGGCACAGCUAGUUACAAUAGUUUGGCCGGAUGUCCAGCAUCGACAUAUGCUAACACAAGAAAUGCGAUAAAAACCUCUUUGGAGCAAAACUCGAUCGGUGUUGUUGUCGCACAUUGGUCGGGAAGUCAUCAUCUUACCCCGCAUCCUUUCGCGUGGAUCGGUUAUUUAAUAGCGGCUGGUUUAGCUUGGAACUCAACAACGGAAAUAGAUUUAGGACCUGAUGAUAAUUACGACAUUCCUGAGUUGUCUGCAUCAGUUAGAGAAAGAUAUAUCACAAAACUAUUGGAUAUACACGUAUUUCAAGAUUCAGAAUAUAAAAUCGGUAACGCAAUACUGGAAUUGGGACGUUUGGAUACAUUGGUACUAACAUUAAGUAAAAAUCAAGCGGUCAAAGAUCUGCAGCAAAUACCAGAUAAUCGCGGUUCUACGUUAUACAGAUUACUGACUGAUCCAGAUAAUGUUAAUUUGGAGUAUCUUUCGGCCGAUCUAUUCGCUAAAAUGACGAAGCAGGUUAAACGAAUAUCUCAUUCCUUGUAUGAGGCGAAUUUAUCCUCCAAGUUCGCGUCUAUGGAGAUACAGGAAUUACAAUUAACAUCCGAUCUGAUGCUGACGGCUUGUAAAAUUGGUAGAACAUUGAUUGGAGUCGGUGUGAAUCCAAACAGCAACAUGGGACUCGCUGUUAUUAAUUUAGGAGUAUGUAAUCUACCGCCCACUUUCAGGACCGACAUAGCAAACAAGAUGUUGGCUCAUAUAGAACAGUAUAAAGGCUCCUGGUUGCAAAGACAUUUUCCACAGGGUCUCCAGGAUUCGUUGCUAGUUUUAACUAGUGCGCUGCAUAGACUUUUACAGGACAUCUCUCUCGAACUUUUGUGUUGUUCAAGAUUUUAAUCGACUGCAGUGUGCAAAUACGAUAUACGUGGCAAAUGAAACACGUAAUACAUAUAGGAUUUCAAGAUAUAUUCGAGGAAAAACUAUUGA
Messenger RNA from Trachymyrmex cornetzi, 3174 nucleotides. RefSeq lists its product as uncharacterized. The record is from RefSeq and is a predicted model, not a curated record. Gene Ontology annotation, cellular component: BRCA1-A complex; BRCA1-BARD1 complex. NCBI's taxonomy places the organism in Eukaryota, Metazoa, Arthropoda, Insecta, Hymenoptera, Formicidae. The transcript has 12 exons. Gene Ontology annotation, molecular function: ubiquitin-protein transferase activity; protein binding; beta-N-acetylhexosaminidase activity. Bases 241 to 3084 code for a protein of 947 amino acids. Gene Ontology annotation, biological process: carbohydrate metabolic process; protein K6-linked ubiquitination.